Molecule: messenger RNA, 4064 nt
Organism: Scomber japonicus (chub mackerel)
Lineage: Eukaryota; Metazoa; Chordata; Actinopteri; Scombriformes; Scombridae
Gene: rtkna
Product: rhotekin a
Exons: 11
Coding region: 306-2381 (691 amino acids)
Biological process (GO): actomyosin contractile ring assembly; septin ring organization; signal transduction
Cellular component (GO): actomyosin contractile ring
Source: RefSeq, a predicted model, not a curated record
GUAGAGAGGAAGAAUACGCGCCGUGAACGAGUUGGGGGGAUUUUUAUGGACAGGGUUACUACAGCAGAGCCCAUGCUGUCAUCCACUCCACCUCUGUCUGCCUUCCCGGAGCGACUAGUAUUCUUUUGGACAAGGAGCGGAACUUUUAUGGAUUGUUUUGCGCACUGACUGUAGCCUACUACAAGACUCGACUAUAAGGAACACUGUCAUAAUGAACUUUCUCUCUCGGGUACCUGCGGGGUAGCGGUUUAAUCCCGAUAAUUAACUUUAAGAGGAAAUCAUUUCUGGAUAUAUCUUAUUAAAGGAUGCCAGUUGAUAAAUUCGCAAUCAUGGAGGACAAACUAUGGAUAUUGGAGGACCUCAAUAUGAUGUACAUUCGUCAGAUUGCUCUCAGUUUGCAGGACAGUGACAUCCAGAAAAAAAUCGACCAUGAGAUCCGGAUGCGCGAUGGAGCCUGCAAACUUCUGGCUGCCUGCUCACAGAGAGACCAGGCUUUGGAAGCAGCGAAGAGCCUGCAAACCUGCAGCACCCGUAUCAUGGCCUACAUGUCAGAGCUGCAGAGGAUGAAGGAAGCUCAGGUCAUGCAGAAGGUCACACGGAGGUCUUCAGAUGCGGGACCGAUGGACGACAGACUCCCAUGCAAAGGAAAAGUGGCCAUCUCAGAUCUUCGUAUCCCUCUCAUGUGGAAAGACACAGAGUACUUCAAGAACAAAGGAGAACUACAUCGAUGUGCAGUGUUCUGCCUUCUGCAGCUGGGAGGAGAGAUCUUUGACACAGAUAUGGUGAUAGUGGACAGGACACUGACCGAUAUUUGCUUUGACAACACCAUCGUAUUUAGUGAAGCAAGCCCAGGUUUUGACCUGCGUGUUGAGCUGUACAGCUGCUGCUCGGAGGAUGACUACUCUGCAGGCAGCACACCCAGGAAACUAGCCAGCAAGCUGAGCUCCUCACUGGGUCGAUCAGCUGGGAAGAAACUCCGGGCAGCAAUGGAGCCGGGGCCAUGCAGUCCUGUGAGCAACGGGGGGGCUGCUCCCCUUCUGCUGCCAGUUCCUUCUGUACCAGGCCCCAAGUACCACCUCUUAGCUCAUACCACCCUGUCACUGUCACACGUCCAGGACAGCUUUCGCACACAUGACCUCACCAUCUCAGGCAACGAAGAGUGUUCGUAUUGGCUGCCGCUCUAUGGCAGUAUGUGUUGCCGGCUUGCAGCUCAGCCUCACUGUAUGACCCAACAGAUGAUGAGUGGAUGUUUGAAAGUUAAGCAGCUGGGAGGUGACCCUCAGAGUUGGACAAAAGUGUAUGCUGUUCUGAAAGGAACAAGCCUUUCCUGCUUCCACCGGCAAGAAGAUGUGGAGGCCAAUGUUGAGCCAGCUUUCACCAUUGCCAUCAACAAGGAGACCAGAAUACGUGCGUCAGAGAAAGACCCUCACAGUAAAGUUCAGAAUAUCUGUAUCAGUAAUCAGUACGGAGGUGAGGAGGUCACACACACACUAACAACAGACAGCCGCGAGGACACGCAUCGGUGGAUGGAGGCCUUUUGGCAACAUUUCUAUGACAUGAGCCAAUGGAAGCAGUGCUGUGAUGACUUAAUGAAAAUUGAGCUGCCAUCGCCUAGGAAACCAGCCCCUGUCACACCAAAACAGGGUUCGCUAUAUCACGAAAUGGUUAUUGAGUCAUCGGAUGACCUUAGCUGCACUGUGUCAGACAUCCUGGCUCGGAGGAUGCAGGAGCUGGAGCUCCGCAACCAGCUGGGCACUUCUCCAACCUGGAUGUCUGUGUUUGAGGAGAACAACCCCAAAAGCGCUGGUCGCCCUCAUCCCUGUACUUCUCGCCUGUCUGGCCACAGUCCCUGCACCCCUCAUCGACUGCCCCGGAGCCCUGCGAGCCCUCAUCGCUGUCCACAGCUGGGUCUGCUGUCCUCAGAUGCAAGUCUGACCUCAGACAGUGACAGCCACUGCAGCACCAGUCCUUGCUCUCACCACCAUGGCUGGCCUGAGCCCUCUUCAAACUUCUCUCUCUUGUCAUCUUCCCCCUCCCGCCUAAGGCCACGCACUCUGUCACUGGAUGCUAAGCUCAGCACCCUCCGAGGGAGGGGUUAUGGAGGAGGAGGGACCUACCAGUGCCCCUGCCAGCCUCCUUCCUCUUCACUGCUCACCCCACUUCCCAUCUCUUCUCGUUCACCUCUGUCACAGCGCAGCACACAGACCACACUCUCUUGCUCCAGCUCCACCUCCAGCAACAGCUCCAGCACCAGUGAGGGCAGCCACAGCCCCGAGUCUUCUGAGGGGGCUCCCUUCUCAAGGCCCUCCCCGGCUCGACGCAGCCUCAGGAACCUCAGGGCCAGACUUGAUCCUCGCAACUGGCUCCAAAGCCAGGUGUGAACUUGUUUUCUGAAAGACAAAUUACACUGCCCGAAAGGCACCAGUGCUCAUUAAACCAUGGUUUAACUGGCUUAACAUAAUGUGAACCAACCUCAGGCAAUUUGCUAGGCCACAUGCACGGCCCUGAGGAGGAUAAGCUGCCUCUAGCCUGCCUCCUGUUCGAGGAUGGAUCAUGGAAGACCCCUUUGGGGCAAACUGGAAUGUCUUCUAACAUAAAAGACAGGUGACAAUCACUGCAGGCAACUCUUUGCAGGGUUGCCCCAAAACAGAAGAUAGUGCAAAACUAAAUAGGAGGUACACUGCUUUGGGAAAUUAUGGGUCAUGCUGCUUGGGAGACAGCGAUGCUAAAAACUAAGGACUUUAUCCAAUAAACACACAAUAAACCACACUAGGCCUAUUCUCUGUCUUUGGAAUCAAAUUCUGCAACUGGAAAUGUUUUUAUUUGUCCUCUACGUCAGCCAUCCUGGCUUUGCAAAUGUUAUUUCAAGGUCAUCUCUCUUAAUGCACUAGCAGUAUUUUGACUGGAUGCUUUGUUUUUUUUUAAGCGAAGGUUUGCAGUGUUGAUGCUAUAAAAGCUAGCGAGCAUGUGGUGAGAUGGACAUGCAAGAUGUGAUGUAAUCAGUCAAAAGUAUUUUUAAAUGUUAAAAACUGUUGAGUGUGGAGGGAAGAGUUGAUGUCUUUUGCCUGUACUGUGAUAUCUACUUCAGUGUACUUAUCAUCUAAUAUCCAUAUGAAAUAUGAUCUUUGAGGUUCUUCUAAAAUUACUAUGCACCAUUUUUGUUUAUUGUUUUCUCUUUUUUUGCAUGAUUUGACUUACAGUUAAAAUGUUGAACUACUUGAGAUGAUUUCAACAAUGAAUCUGGUGAAAGCUUAUCUUAAUGCAAGUGCUCCUACUUACUGUACUGGUUAUUACUGUGAUCUCUUCAGGGUAAAAAAUCUCUGCUCUGGUCUCUGCACACUAUUGACAGGAUAUCACCGCUGACAUACUCAGAACCCUAGAACAAACUAAAUCAAACCAAAGCUUGUGUAUUACUGAAAGCUCAAGCCAUACUUACAGUAUGACCUCACUGCUUUUGGAAAGUCCAAUCAAAUGUGAACCAUCUAUCAAUCUAAUGUCUGUUAGGCAACAGAAACAUUUUACUUUAUGGUGGCUGUACUUUCUAUGAAAUUAUUCUUUAGUCAAUCAUUAGGUCAUGGUUUUAAGAGGGAAAUGGUUUGUGUACACUGCCACCUCAGUAUAAUUUGUUUAGUUAUCGCCAUUUAGACAUGUGAAAACAAAUCUUAGGAAUAGGAAAGUCGGUGUCCCAUGUCAGUACAGUAAAGCCUCCUCUUCUUUGUCUGUUGUUUACUGUGGACUUCAUUAUGGUAACAGUUUCUCUCUUGGGGCUCAGAACUCGGGCAACCAUUUCUACUAAGAAUUAAAACUGUCAAAUGCUUGAAAACAGCAUUUGUUACUGUAAUUUAAUUUUUAUAAGUUAACAAAUAAACCUCCUCUCUUUGUCUUUUGUUACAUUAUUGAUUUUGUUAUAAAUGCAGCUAUGAUUAUUAUAUUGUUAACAAUUGAUGUGCAGAUCUUUGACUAUAGAUAACAAUGAAUGUUAUAACCUUGCAAGAGUUUUCCCGUGUUAGCAGGCUUUGUGUUCUGCAUGUACGCCGUCCUGGAAGGCGAACAUGAAGUGAGAA